CCGCUGCACCUCCAAUUCUCUCCAGGCUCAUAUUUUUUAUGGAAGGUGAUACUUCAUGUUGAAUAUUCAUUCUUCAGUUAAGAAAAUUUUUUUGAAAGCAUCACCUGACGAUAGAGAGGCUGUAGGGGAGAGAGAAAAAGUAAGAGAAUGUUAACAGAACAGUUUGCAUUGCUGAAAUCUUGACCUCCUUAAAAAAAAAACUGGUAUUGUCUAAAGGAUGUUGCAUGUAGCUAAUACCCCAGAGGACAGGAUCAAGAUUCAAAAUGAACUGAACAGACUAGAAAACUGGGCCAAAGCUAACAAAAUGAAAUUCAACAUGGAGAAAUCUAUCCAAAGUUAAUUUUUGCAUCUGUGAACAAUGGGAGGUGCUGUGAGUGCAGGAGAGGACAAUGAUGAGUUGAUUGACAAUCUAAAAGAGGCUCAGUACAUCCGGACAGAGCUGGUAGAGCAGGCCUUCCGGGCUGUCGAUAGAGCAGACUAUUACCUUGAAGAGUUCAAGGACAAUGCUUACAAAGACUUGGCUUGGAAACAUGGAAACAUUCACCUCUCUGCUCCCUGCAUCUACUCAGAGGUAAUGGAAGCUCUAGAUCUGCAGCCGGGGCUUUCCUUCUUGAACCUGGGAAGUGGCACAGGCUAUCUGAGUUCCAUGGUUGGGCUUAUCUUAGGUCCGUUUGGUGUUAAUCAUGGUGUGGAGCUUCACUCCGAUGUUAUAGAAUAUGCAAAGCAGAAACUGGACUUCUUCAUCAGAACAAGUGACAGCUUUGACAAGUUUGAAUUCUGUGAGCCAUCCUUCGUCACUGGCAAUUGCUUGGAGAUUUCCCCAGAUUGCUCUCAAUAUGACCGUGUGUACUGCGGUGCUGGGGUCCAGAGAGAGCAUGAAGAUUAUAUGAAGAACUUGCUGAAAAUUGGUGGAAUUCUCGUCAUGCCACUGGAGGAAAAGCUGACUAAGAUAACUCGAACUGGCCCUUCAGCUUGGGAGACUAAGAAGAUCUUGGCUGUUUCCUUUGCUCCUCUGAUCCAGCCCAACCAUGCAGAUUCAGGAAAGUCAAAACUUGUUCACUUGCCCCCUGUGAUGGUUCGCAGCCUUCAAGACCUUGCCCGCAUCACCAUCCGCAGCACCAUAAAAAAGCUGAUCCAUCAGGAAAUGGCAGGCAGAAAUGGGAACAGCCUCAGGAACCCACCCCGGUUUAAGAGGCGCCGUGUCCGGCGCCGUCGCAUGGAAACCAUUGUCUUCUUGGACAAAGAGGUCUUUGCUAGCCGGAUUUCAAACCCCUCUGAUGAUAACAAUUGUGAGGAAUUGGAGGAGGAGAGCAGGGAAGAGGUGGAAAAAAACAUCCCUGAACUGAAGCCCGAGCCUCCUGUAAACCUGCUGAGGGAAAAGGUCUUGAGCCUGCCCCUGCCUGACCCUCUGAAAUAUUACCUGCUUUAUUAUAGAGAGAAAUAAGGUAUUUGUCAGCAUAAAGCAAGAAGGGUAGGCAGGACAAUAAAACACCUAGUAGGGCUUGAGAGCUGUAUGCCACUUGCUUGCCUAUUGAUGUGACCACACGUGGUGGUUGUGGUGAGCUCGUCUGGGGAGGUGGCUGCCGUGUACCUAAAAAAACGUGAUAGCAUUUUUCAGAUUCCUUCCCUUGGUUUGUGUGCUCCAGUUUUGUCCUACAGCAGAACUUCCUGGUGGGAGGGGUUGGGGUGGGGCCAGGCUGGCAGCAAAACCUUCAACUCCUUAUUGAAAUGAAUGUUUCAUUGAUUAAAAGGGGAAAAAACCCAAAAAACCUUUGUUGAGGUAUCUGUGGAUCCCCCCCUUUUUUUUUGCCAAGUGACACUUCCAGAAAGUAUUCAGGAAUAAAUAAUUUCACCUGAAAUGUGGAAAGCGGUAAGAUUAUUUUAUCUAUUUCAGUGAGUCCAUGUGCUUUUAAAAAUCCCAGAGAAAAGUUCAGUGUCUCGACAAAAGAGUAUAGGAUCACUAAGCCCAGUUAAAGCUCUUUUUUGUCUCUUAUGGAAUGAGUUUAGGCUGGUCCAUUCUUUGCAAGGAAGGAUUCUAAUCCCAGAGAAUCAGGGAGGUAUCCCAAAGAGACUAAUCAGGAUAUCUGUUUGAUCUGAGUUGGAGAAAGAUGCUGUAUGAGGUUCCAACAAAAAGAAAUCUAAACACAGGGUGUUAUACUGCAAAACUCUAUUUUUGCUUUCGAGUUGGUCACCUAAAAACUUGCUUGGGCCCAUCCAGUUUUGGUAACAUUCUCUAAAUGUGAAAUGGCCAGGAAGAGCAGCAUAAGGGAAGGAAAAGUAGGUGUCUGUUCUUUAACAUCCAUCAAAUACAGUAUAUCUUUAUUGUCGAACAGAGGACAUAAUGUUGGCAGUAGGCAGUUAUAAUUAGAGGCAGUAGCACCUAGUUCUCUUGUAGAGUGGUUCUGUUUUUUAGGGUGUCCAGAAACUAUAUUCACUUAAUAAGCUUUAAAAAGCUAGGUGCAUUGUCUUUUCCAUUGGUGAGUAGGAACAUCUGCUACAACAAAAGGGUAAGAAACCUUUUGGUUAGUGCUUUAUAGCUCAAACAAAGGCAAUUGCAUCCAAAUCAAUCUUUCCUUAAACCACCUUACACAAAUAUAUAUUUGUUUGUUAGUACACUAAGAUAUGUUUGACUAAUCGACAUGACAUCAAACUGAAUCCUUUCCCUAAAGAGGCUAGGGGAUUUUUGUUUUGUUUUAUUUAUAGCCUUAGAAUUUGGAGCAGGAAGAAUACUGGUUUUGGGGGAAAUUCUGGAGUUUUCCUCCCAGCUGAAAUAUUGGCAAGAAAUACCAAAUAUUCCCUACAAGGUUAAAAUCAUUUUCAGACCAUUUUCAUUUUCCUUUGGGGUUGUCUGUUUUGAUUCAGCCUUGAAAUGUGUGUCUGUUUGACAUGGUCUUCCUUAUCUUUCAGAGACAGGUUAGUAUUGUCCUAUUUAGGAGUAGAUAAUGUUUCAAGGGUCUUUCAAAUCCUGCUCUGUAGUGUACAAAAGGUGAGCCCGAGCUGUGAAUAACUACAGCAGUAAUGUACUACAAUCUGCCAGAAGCUUGAUAAAAUUUGCUGUUAUGGUCCUUCUGGGGCUAACUGCAACCUGGGUGUUGCAUGUAUCGUGUCCCAUUUCAUCUUGUGCCAUCUGAGGCUUUUAAGGUGGGGAAUCCAGCAGCAGUUCAGAUAUUGUUGGACUGCGAAUCCCAGCAGCCUUAACCAGAUUGGCCAUUGGUAGGGACUACUGGGAACUGUAGUCCAGUAACAUCUGGAGGGCCUGCCUGUGCGUUUCCUUCUCCCACUUUAAGGCAAGAAAAACUAAUCAUUUGUAGAAUUUGAAGCCCUGUUGUGUAUCUGGGAGUUCAAAAUGUACUAUCUCUGUGAAGUAAAUGCUGAAAGUGACAAACACAGCUGUCUUUUAAAAUCUUUACUAGUUCUGCUGCUGAACCAUGCUUUAAACAGUUUGAUAGUCUAAAUCUAUAUAAUGCUGCCUGUCUGAUCUUGGAAACUAAGCAGGGUCAGCUCUGGUUAGUACUUGGAUGAGAGACCAUCAAUUAAUACUAGGUGCUGUAGGCUGUAUUUCAGAGGAAGAAACUGGCAAAGCCACCUCUAAGGAAACCCUGUGAAAUUCAUGGGGCCGUCAUAAGUCGACAGAUGACUUAAAAGCAUAAACCACACACAUAGAGACAUAUUGAGCCAGAGCAUUGACCCACUGUAGUCCAUUGUAUUGUCUUCUGUGACUGAUGAUGAGUCUCCAAGAUGUUAUGCCUCUGUCCAACUGCUAGUCAGGUUCUCAUCCUCCAAAAAAUGGUUUGUCAAAAAAGCUAUCAAGUAUCCUUCUACAGUUUAGUUAAAUCUUCAAGUAAUCUGAAAACAAGCCCAUUUGCAGUUUUGGCAAAAUCUGCUCUAAGGGCAGGGGGUACUUCUCUGUUAAUCUUGGUUGAUUUGGCUUCCCCUAGCCAUUAUGAAAAGAUACUCUGUGAAUAGGUUUUCUCCAUCAAUUUGUCUCUUUUUUUUAAGUUACAUACUGCUCUUGAUUUCCCAAAUAACCAUAGACAAGUAGCACCUCACAGGACUUUCUCCUUGUUUUGGUUGAAAUAUACAUUUGCAAGCAAUUGUGAGCGCUCUGGUUAUCAUAUUACCAAAUUACACAACGAUAGCAAAUGUGUGUGAGAGUGCAAAUGAAAUAAUGUAGGUUAUAGCAGCAUAACAGGGGAGGCUAAAUCAGUGUGGCAUUUUACACACCAGCAUUUACACACUGUUUAAUUCAAUCAGUUGAUGUUCUUAGUAAAUCUAAUUUGUAGCUGCUGAUAUUAAUUUUGGUAAACUAUGUUACUAUUUUACUCCUCCUAUUCCUCCCUCCCAGCCAGUUGUCUACUGUUACAAAUUUCACAGAUUUGCAUUUAAGCUUCAUGUUGUUAUUUCAUUGCUUGUGAAGUUGUACACAAGCAGAAAGACAAUUUCCUACAUAGGUUAAGCUUUUGUGUGAUAGCUAAAGGUGUAAAUAGAUGUAGAAAUGAAGAUCAAGAACAUACUUUCUGAGGCAUGGGGAAAAGUUGGGAGCAAGUGAUUUUUAAAAAAUUACAAAUUUUAUCAAAAUAAAGGUCUAUGUCAGUAAA
Molecule: messenger RNA, 4598 nt
Organism: Sceloporus undulatus (fence lizard)
Lineage: Eukaryota; Metazoa; Chordata; Lepidosauria; Squamata; Phrynosomatidae
Gene: PCMTD2
Product: protein-L-isoaspartate (D-aspartate) O-methyltransferase domain containing 2
Exons: 8
Coding region: 359-1444 (361 amino acids)
Biological process (GO): protein modification process
Cellular component (GO): cytoplasm
Molecular function (GO): protein-L-isoaspartate (D-aspartate) O-methyltransferase activity
Source: RefSeq, a predicted model, not a curated record